Triplophysa rosa is the source of this 7569-nucleotide messenger RNA. RefSeq names its product zinc finger protein 850-like. The coding region runs from base 3516 to 6281 and encodes 921 amino acids. NCBI's taxonomy places the organism in Eukaryota, Metazoa, Chordata, Actinopteri, Cypriniformes, Nemacheilidae. The record is from RefSeq and is a predicted model, not a curated record. Gene Ontology annotation, molecular function: DNA-binding transcription factor activity, RNA polymerase II-specific; RNA polymerase II cis-regulatory region sequence-specific DNA binding. Gene Ontology annotation, biological process: regulation of DNA-templated transcription. The transcript is spliced from 3 exons.
GCAUAACAAAGUGUUUCUCCGGGUUAUUUUAACUGUUAUACUUCAGGUUAAAUCACGGUCGUAUGUUUAUCAAUUAUAUUUAUCUUUAAAGAUCUCUUCGUGCCAUCUGUAGUAGAUGUACAUAAUGACAAGCUUAUUUGCUAAGGUUAGCCAUGAAUUUGUUUUACUAUUUAGCGUAUUUAAUUUGAUAAAUAGUCACGUUACUUUAAUUCAUUAAUACUAUUCAUAACGUGUAACUUUAAUAGCACUUUUGCAGCCGUGUUUUUUUUUCAUGUCAUGGAGGUGCAUGCAUGCGCUCAGGGACAGGCAACGUCGGUCCUGGAGUGCCGUUGCCCUGCAGAUUUUAGCUCCAACCCUAAUCAAACACACAUGAACAAGCUAAUCAGUGUCUUCAGGAUUACACUGGCUGAAUCCGAAAUGGCAUACUACUUUACUAUAUAGUAGGCAAAAAGCAGUAGGCGAGAAAUACCCUGGUGGACUAGUUCUUGCGAGAUUUGGGGUGCUUCUCAAUAUGCCUCCUCGUGAUGGGUCGUUCUUGAAAAUGAACGAAUCUUUAAUGUGACUCGGGAAGAACGAGUCGUCUCGAGUAGUGAUUUGUCCAGUCGCGCAUGCGCAUUGCACAACAUUUUAUGGGUCCUGUGACAAAAGAACGAACGACUCAAACCCGAAGACUCGGGAGGUGAACUAAUCAAUUCUCUUUCCGGCUCAGACUGCAUUGGUAAAGCGUAGGGGGCUGUAACGUGAUGAACGAACGACUCAAACCCGAAGACUCGGGAGGUGAACUAAUCAAUUCUCUUUCCGGCUCUGACUGCAUUGGUUUAGCUUACGAAGCUGUCACGUCGUGAACGAACGAGUCAAACCCGAGGACUUGUCAGAUAAGAGGUGUGGUGAGCUAAUCAUAGACUAAAGACCCAGGUAAACAAUGAAUUAAUCUUUUCUGUUUCUUAUAGCAUUAUAGUUUGUAUUGUUUGUAAUGUGAUCAACGUUUGCAUAAGUAGUAGAUGUGUUAGGAAAGUAACAUGUAACAUUUUAACUGUAUUUUGCUAAAAUUAACAAAAUGAACGAUAUGACUCGAAAAAGAUUUGUUCAUUUUGCUGAACGAGACUCAAAGGUCCGAGUCAGUAAAAUGAUCCGAACUUCCCAUCACUAUCCUCGUUUCCUCGCUCCUCCGUUCUCCAUCCUAUGACCCGUGCUCGAUCGGUUUCGAUCGGUUAAGGAUGUCUCAAUUCUCUUAUUGCACCGGGAGGAGGCGAGGAUCGACAAGAGAGGAGGCUUUCUGAGGAGUCAUGAGCGAGGAUACACACGCGUUUCCUUUGCGGAAGUGUUUUAUCCACUAAACCUGACGUGCGCAUUAUUCUCCUCCCCUUGCACAUCGUCACAUCUUUAGAUCAUAUUCAAACAUGCAAAAAUGUGUAUACCUAUAGACAGUAUAGAUAAUAUUCAUAAAGUUAAUAUAUUAAUAUAGUUAAUAUUUAUGUAUAACAUAUAUUUGAUAAACAUUAUAUACAUUUCUGACCACUUAUUUUUAUUAUGAAAUCUGCCUAAAGUAUGUAUUUAACUUUAUUUUUUAUAUUUCAAUGUGCAAUGUGUACAGUCAUCAUUAAUUGACGACGCUUUGAAGUGAUGCUAAAGGGAGCGAGGAUAUGCCAUUUCACUUCUUUAUAUUCCUCCGUCCUCGUUUCUUUUCCUUGUUCCCUUCCCUCGCAUCCUGAAGGGGUGGAGCUAAGACGUGAGGAAAGGAAGCGAGGAAAGGAAACGAGGAUGCGCAAAUAAGAAUUGAGAAGCACCCUUGGACGUGCGUAUACUAAUGUUGCUUCCGAAUACGCCUACUUACCUACUAUGUAGUAGGAGAAAACAGUACUUGAACAGAGUAGAGUAGUAUGUCCGAAUCGUCAGUAUUCAUAAAAGAGUGGCCGAGAAAUUCCCGGAUGGCUUACUGAUUACGGCCAGAUUCUUAAGCACUCAGCGACGGACACUUGAGAUACUUCUAUAUCCCAUGAGCCCACGGGACAGAAUACCAUGCACAGCCCGCACAACAUUCUCAGCCGACUUUCAUGUACAAUUAAACAUGUUAAUUAUUGUAAAGCUAAUGUAACAUUAACAUUGCUUUGUUCUUAAAUUGACCGUGUUUUAUAUUGUGCAUAGUUUUAAUUCAUAGAAUUUAAAUACGAAGCAUUAGAUUUUCUGCACUUUAUUUACGUUUGUGUUUUAUAUGUACUGUAUAUUUGCCAUUUACAAUAUUAUAUAUAACUUAAAUGUUUUCUCACAGAUAUAGCAAAAUACAUUAUAAUUAUUCACAAGAUAAUUUUAAUCAGGUUGUUUUAACGGAUACACUUCGGCGCAAUUCAACUUUCUAAUCACCUUUUAUAAACAAAUAAUUACAAAACACAAAUAAGCCCUAAACCAAUUAAUUACUCAAAUUAAAUUACUUAUUUAUCCAAACGAAAAAUGAAGAGACGUGUAAAAAUGGUUUAAUUUUAUGGACAAGGAAAUAGGAGAAAGUCAAAGUUAAACGAGAGCGUGGUCGGAUAACAUUAGGAUAACGUCCAUGUUAAAACAUACUUAGCAGCACAUAAAAAGAACACAGAAGAGAUUUACUCAGGUUGUUUUUAAUACUACAAUAGAAUGCAUAUUAGAGCAACGUCUACGUGAGAGACAUCAACCAAUAGGCAGAAUAUUUGGAAAGAAGAGGAAUACAAACAACGUAAUUUUUAAUUUUAAGAUAAACUGUAUAUGCUGUUAAAUAGUGGAUGUGUGUGCACAGGCGAUCUCUGUUUAUAAUUCAAAUAGAAUUACGCUGCCUAUAAAGCCUGUCCGAAUCCGUCUCUGAGAGUUGCCUUCAUGCGCAAACGCUGCCUCCGUAGUCAUUGCCUGAUUGGGCAGCGAGGCAACAAGUUAGCUGCCUAAGCUUUUGGACGUAGUGGUUGUGUCCCAUUUUGCCUACUUAGAAUUUAGAAUACGUAUGCAUAGUUAUGGAAAAGUUUUCCAUAGACCAAAAGUACUUUUUGGUGUGUAGCAAAUUAGUAUACACCCAUUGUGACGUACAAACAUGAAAAACGUGGUUAACAGUUAUACACAUUAAAAUACAGCUCCUCUUUGCAUUCAAGUGUUUCAUUCACUUCAUUCAUUCGUUAUUUAAACAUACUAUGAUUUUGGCCAUACUAAUUUAAAAUUCUAAUACUAUUUAGGAUGGGGUAAUAUGCAGAAUUGGGAUGCAGGGUGAGAGUCAGCCUACUCUGUGUUAAUUAAACCUAUAAGUCAGCUGUUCUUAAACCGAAAACUCAGACCCUGCGGCCUAAUUUGCAUAUUAUCUCAUUUAUCUAUUAUCUUAACAUUUUUACCUUUUUUGUUAAAAUAUUUUGUUAAAAGUUGUUAAUGUGAGAAUGUAUUUAUUUAUUUUGGCAGGUCUGUUCCACCAUACCACACAGUGAUGUUCAGUGAAGUUGUUCACAAUAAAUAGAGACAUAAUUCUUAUAAUCCUGCAAGUAAGGGGACCACUGAAAGUGAUGAACUGAAUGAAGUUCAGUCAUCAGUGUCAGAAUCUUGUUUUGCCAGAAAUGUCUUCUAGUAGUGUGCAGAAAAACAAGAUUUACUUUCCAGAAAGAAAGCAAAGCUCAAAAGCAGGCAAGUCCUUGACCUGCCCUCAUUGUGGAAAGUGUUUCAGAUACAAAUGUCGUCUUGAGGACCACAUGAGAACUCACACUGGAGAUUGCCCUUUCGCAUGUCCUCAGUGUGGAAAGAGUUUCAAACUGAAAGCAACGCUUGAGAUGCAUAUGAGAAUUCACACUGGAGAGUGUCCAUACAUAUGUCCUCAGUGUGGAAAGAGUUUCACACAGAAAACCCAUCUUAAAGUGCACAUGAGAAUUCACACUGGAGAGCGUCCAUACUCGUGUCCUCAGUGUGGAAAGGGUUUCAAACGCAAAUCAACGCUUGAGGAGCACACGAGAAUUCACACUGGAGAGUGCCCAUAUGCAUGUCCUCAGUGUGGAAAGGGUUUCAAACAGGAAAAUAAUCUCAAGGUGCAUAUGAGAAAUCACACUGGAGAGCGCCCAUUCUCAUGUCCUCAGUGUGGAAAGAGUUUCAAACGCAAAUCAACGCUUGAGAACCACAUGAGAAUUCACACUGGAGAGCGCCCAUACGUAUGUCCUCAGUGUGGAAGAAGUUUUAAACAGAAAUCAAAUCUUGAGACACAUAUGAGAUUUCACAACGGAGAGUGUCCAUACACUUGUCCUCAUUGUGGAAGGAGUUUUACAAACAAAAGUCAUUUUGAGGGCCACGUGAGAACUCACACUGGAGAGCGUCCGUACACAUGUCUUCAGUGUGGAAAAAGUUUGAAAGAGAAAUCAUCACUUAAGAUGCACAUGAGAAUUCACACUGGAGAGCGCCCAUACACAUGUUCUGAGUGUGGAAGGAGUUUCAAACACAUAUCAACAUGUGAGUUGCACAUGAAAAUUCACACUGAAGAGCAUGAGAAGACAUCUCUGAACAUUUUGAUGCAAGAAAUACCUUCUGGUCAUUUUGAGGAGCACAUGAGAAUGCACACUAGAGAGCAUCAAUACACAUGUUCUCAGUGUGGAAAGAGUUUCAAAAAGAAAGGUAAUCUUAACGUGCACAUGAGACUUCACACUGGAGAUCACCCAUACGCAUGUCCUCAGUGUGGAAGGCGUUUCAAACAAAAGUCAACUCUUGACCGGCACAGAGUAAUUCACACUGGAAAGCGUCCAUAUUCAUGUCCUCAGUGUGGAAAGAGUUUCAAACGCAAAUCAACGCUUGAGGACCACAUGGGAAUUCACACUGAAGAGCGCCCAUACGCAUGUCCUCAGUGUGGAGAGAGUUUCAAACGCAAGUCAACGCUUGAGAGGCACACAGGAAUUCACACUGGAAAGCGUCCAUAUUCAUGUUCUCAGUGUGGAAAGUGUUUCAAACGCAAAUCAACACUUGAGGACCACAUGAGAAUUCACACUGAAGAGCGCCCAUACCCAUGUCCUCAUUGUGGAAAGGGUUUUAAACGCAAAUCAACAGUUAAGAAUCACAUCAGAAUUCACACUGGAGUGCGACCAUACACGUGUCCGCAGUGUGGAAAGAGUUUUAUACAGAAAUCAAGUUUUGAGGUCCACAUUAGAAUUCACACUGGAGAGCGCCCAUACUCAUGUCCUCAGUGUGGAAAGAGUUGCAGACAGAAAAGUCAUCUUGAGGAGCACAUGAGAAGUAUGUUCCACCAUACCACCAUGAAUGAAGUUGAGGAGAAACAUCAGUGUCAGAAUCUUGUAAUGCUAGAAAUGUCUUCAAGUAGUGGGCAGAAGAACGAGAUUUUCUCAAAGAAAAGAAAGCAAAGCACAGAAGACGGCAAGCCUCUCAUCUGCCCUCAGUGUGAAAAGUGUUUCAGAUACACACGUCAUUUUGAGGACCACAUGAGAACUGACACUGGGGUGUGCGCAUAUACAUGCCCCCAUUGUGGAAAGAGUUUCAGACAUAAAUCAGCUACUAAGGCACAUAUUAGAAUUCAUACUGGUGAGUGCCCAUAUGCAUGUUCUCAGUGUGGAAAGAGUUUCAAAAGCAAAAGUCAGUUUGAGGUCCACAUGAGAAUUCACACUGGAGAGUGCCCAUACACAUGUCCUCAGUGUGGAAAGAGUUCAACAAGUAAAUCAAAUCUUGCAGCACAUAUGAGAAUUCACACUGGAGAGCGCCCAUAUGCAUGUCCUCAGUGUGGAAAGAGUUCAACAAGUAAAUCAAAUCUUGCAGCACAUAUGAGAAUUCACACUGGAGAGCGCCCAUAUGUAUGUCCACAGUGUGAAAAGAGUUUCAGAGAUAAAGCAAAUCUUGGAAUCCAUACGAGAAUUCACACUGGAGAGCGGCCAUAUGUAUGUCCACAGUGUGGAAAGAGUUUUAAACAGAAAUCAGCGCUUGAGGGCCACAUGAGAAUUCACACUGGAGAGUCCCCAUACACAUGUCCUCAGUGUGGAAAGAGUUUUAGAGAGAAAAAUAAUCUUAAGAUGCACGUGAGGAUUCACACUGAAGAGCGCCCAUACACGUGUACUCCGUGUGGAAAGAGUUUCAUACGCAAAGCAACGCUUGAGAAGCACAUGAGAAUUCACACUGGAGAGCGCCCAUACGUAUGUCCUCAGUGUGGAAAGAGUUCUAAACAGAAAAUUAAUCUUGAGGUGCACAUGAGAAUUCACACUGGAGAGCGCCCAUACACAUGUCCUCAGUGUGGAAAGAGUUUCAAACGCAAAUCAACAAUUAAUCAGCACAUGAGAAUUCAUGCUGGACAGCAUCCAUGAACUUAACUUCAGUAUGGAGAGAGUUUUCACCUUCAAAUGUAUUUGCUGUAUAUAGGCAUAUAGGCAGGGCUUUCAUCAAACCACACUGAGCCAAUAGCCUCACACCUCCACCUGCAGGGUGUUCUGAAGUAUUUGGUGCCUGAGAUUUUCUGUGAUGCUGGGCGGAGCAAACAUGAAUGUGCAUGAAUUUCCUGCCUAACGUUAAAGUGCUAGACACGUUUUCAAAAACGACACAAUGAUGUGCAACAGUUUGCUCAAAAAUAAGGCUGUAACCCUCAUUAUUUGAAAAAAUUGCAAAUUAAACAUUUAUUCUUCAAGCCACCUCUCCUUUUUUUGCUCAGAGCUGCCUAACAUUCCAUAUUGAUAGGGCCAUUAGGGGGUUGGGUCUUACUCUGUCCAGGUGUGAAGUACAUCAAUAUUCAUGGCCAUUGACACCCCUUCACAUAAGGCCUUAUUUACAAAGCAAAAUAUUUCUGAGAACUUCACUGUUAUCUUAUAAAUGUGUGUUACUGUACCCAAAGUUGAAUAUUUAGAUAUCGGCCCCAAAUCAAUUUGUAAUGUCAGUUCAAUGCGAUAAACGCAUGUUUUAAAGUUGCUGGUUUUCUGUAAUGUGAUGAGUUAGUUUUAAAACAGUUUGUGCAGUUUUACUGUAUUGAGGGGGUCCGAAAACCAGUCAGUAUCUGGUGUGACCACCAUUUGCCUCACGCAGUGCAACACAUCCCCUUUGCAUAAAGUUGAUCAAGUUGUUGAUUGUGACCUGUGGAAUGUUGGUCCACUCCUCUUCAAUGGCUGUGCAAAAUUGCUGGAUAUUGGCAGGAACUGGAACACGCUGUCGUAUACGCCGAUCCAGAGCAUCCCUCUCAAUGGGUGACAUGUCCGGUGAGUAUGCUGGCCAUGCAAGAACUGGGAUGUUUUCAGCUUCCAGGAAUUGUGUACAGAUCCUUGCAACAUGGGGCCGUGCAUUAUCAUUCUGCAACAUGAGGUGAUGGUCGUGGAUGAAUGGCACAACAAUGGGCCUCAGGAUCUCGUCACGGUAUCUCUGUGCAUUCAAAAUGCCAUCAAUAAAAUGCCUGUGUUCGUUGUGCAUAACAUACGCCUGCCCAUACCAUAACCCCACCACCACCAUGGGCCACUCGAUCCACAACGUUGACAUCAGCAAACUAACUGUUCACUACAUCGGGAUGAAAAAUAUAUGGAAAUCGGGUCGUCAGUCCUUAUAUGUAUGUGACGUUACAGUAUGGCCAUAGUGAUUAUAUCGGGUGUGAUCGACGUGCAUUAAAGAGCUUUA